Messenger RNA from Rotaria socialis, 2715 nucleotides. The record is from the annotation of a GenBank genome assembly. NCBI's taxonomy places the organism in Eukaryota, Metazoa, Rotifera, Eurotatoria, Philodinida, Philodinidae.
AUGCGUGAACUUAAACUCCAUAGUCCAGCUGGUGUUGAACCAGCCGUAUUUACUUGGCCCAAUGUCGAGCGACAGAAAACGAAAACAGAUUCUGUUUUUAUUGGUGGCGAUGAAAUUGUUCGAACGAUUCGUUUAGUAUUCGAAGAUUAUCCCGUAUUAUAUCAACAAAAUCUUGGCCUUGAUAAUUGUGAUAUUCAUUCAUAUAGUAAAAUGAAAGAAUUAUGUGAUAAAUUCAAUAAAAUAAUUGAUACACAUGUAAAAUUAAAUCGUGGUACAGAAGCAUUUUCAGCACGACUUCAACAACGUCCGUCAGUCAAAUUAUUUCGUCAUAUUCUGGCUCAAGCUUAUAGUCGAGCAGUAACUGAUCCAGAUAAAUUACGCGAUUAUGAACCAUUUUCACCAUCGGUCUACGGUGAAACAUCACCAGAUUUAAUUGAUUCAAUUCUUCAAGUACUCAAUUUAACUGAAGAUCAAACAUUUAUUGAUCUUGGCUCUGGCGUUGGAAAUGUUGUUUUACAUGUCGCUGCAUUAGCUAAUUGUAAACAUGUGUAUGGUAUUGAACAUGAAGAAACUCCGGCAGCAUAUGCACGUGCAAUGGCUGAUGAAUUUCGUUUUUGGAUGCGUUGGUAUGGAAAACAUUAUUCGGAAUUUCAAUUAGAACAAGGAGACUUUUUAACACAUCCAAAACUUGACGAACGAAUUAAAGACGCUGAUGUUAUUUUUGCAAAUAAUUAUGUAUUUGGUUCAACAGUUAAUCAUGGAUUAAAAGUUAAAUUCAUGGCUAUGAAAGAUGGUGCCAAAAUUGUUUCGUCAAGAGAAUUUUGUUCUGAAACAUUUCGACUUAAUGAUCGAACAAAAAAUGAUUUAGGUGCUGUUAUGCAUGUUUCAAAACCAGAAGAUUUCCUAGGAAAAGUCAGCUGGUCAGACAAAUGUGUUCAAUAUUAUCUUCAUGUUAUUGAUCAUAGUAAAUUGGCACUAUUCUAUGAAAAAAUGCAUCAAAUUCAUACAAAAGGAUCAAAAACAAACCACACAAAACAGAAUGAUGAUAAUCAUUUAUUACCUAUAACAAAACAUCAACCAACUAAAAUUUCAAAAAUCGAUGAAAAUCAUCCACCGAAUCAACACUUAAAAACAUCUAAACGUAAACGUAGAAUAAAAUCUCCGAUUCCAACAUUACCAUCUAAUGUUUCAACACUCAUUAGUGCACGUGGUCGUAAAAUUCAUAUAAAACGUCAAUCCGAUAAUGAAUCUAACUUUGAUUCUGACGCAUUCGAUGAUGAUGAUGACGAUGAUGAAUAUUUCAAUUCUAAACAUCGUUGUUCUUCAUCAUCGAAAAAUUAUCAAUCAACAUUAAAUGAAUUACAUACAGCAUCAGAAAAUUUCUUUCAAUUAGAUCAAAACAUUCAAAUCAAAAAUAAAAAUUUUAAUUAUGAAACAAUGACAAAUUUAUCCAAUGACAAUCUUCAUAUAAAUCAUUUUCGUGAUUGUUUAUUAGAACAUGAUGAUAAACAAUUUUUAACUUCAAUUAAUUCAUAUUUAGAACAAUUUCGUCAACGUCUUAUGUCGUAUUUUACUUACAUGAAAUCGGAUAUAUAUCGUGAACAUUUAAGAAAACAAUUAGACAAUGAAAUGGAAAUAAAUAAAACACUAAAACUUAAAGUUACUUAUCUAGAAAAUAAUAUCAAAGCUCUAUUGGAAGACGCAAUUACAUUACUUAAAUUGCGAACAAAUGAAUUAGGUAUUGAAGAAUUAGAACGACCUGCACAAUUAAUAACCUAUGCAAAUGAUAUAUCCAAUAAACAUAAAGAAUUACGUUCGAAAGUUGCAACACUUGAAAAAGAAAUAGCUGAAUAUAAUUAUGAAAAUGAUAAGAUUAGUUUAGUUUUAAAUAAUAUUCUAACCGAUGGACAUCAAUCAACGACAACAGCAACAGCAACGGAACAAUUAUUGAACGAGAAUAUCUAUUCAACAUUAUUAGUUAAUAUGAGUCGACAAACUCAACAGCAAUUGAAUCAUAUUGAAUAUUCAAAUAGUUCAUCAAUGAAAACAAAUCAAGUUUCACGUUUACCAAUUAGUCCAAAUACUUUAGUAGAUCAUGAUUUUGAUUUAAAUUUAAAAUCUAAUCAAAGUUCUACAUCAACGUAUAACAUUGCUAAAUCAGAACGAAAAACAGAUUUUAUUAUUCAAAAACGACCAAAGAAAAUUCUAAAUCCAAUUUCUGAUAGUUACCCAAUUGACACAUCAAUGAAAAAUAUUCAAGUUGCCGAAAAACAUCAUGAAACGCUACAAUCUGUACCACCGCCGCCGUUACGAUCAUUGAAUGUUUCAACUGUGACAAAGAAUCUUCUAUCAACUAAACAAAUCGAACCAGUACAAGUUCAUUCAGUUGUUUCGAACGUUGGACAUAUAACAAAACAAGACAAAUCUUCACAACAAGCUACAUCAUCCUCGAAUAAGUCAGAUGACAAUAGUCAAGAAACGAAUGUGAAUUGUCCACGUAAAAAACGUGAUUUUUAUGGAAAAUCAUCUGGUGGUAUACCAACUUUAUCACCAUCGCACAACAGAACUUCUCGUCGUAUGAAUAAAAUAGAUCCAUUACCAGCACAUAAAAAUCGUCCAUCAUCAACUCCAGCUUGCACAGAAGUAUUACCAACAACUAUUUUGCCUGAUCGACCUAUUUCGAUUCCUCCACUAAAAACAUCAUCCUAUAUUUAA